AUGGAACAAAUGAGAGCUGAUCGUGAGGAGCGGGAGAGACGGGAGCAACACCUUGCUGACGAGCGCGCUCAUCAGCGUCAAGUCGAGAUGGAACUGCUCAGACAGGAGCGGAAGGAAAGGGAGCGCCGAGAGGAAGCUAGAGAUGCUCGCCGAACUGAAAUUGAGAAUCACCGUCGUGCGGAGGAUAGGAUUCGUCAAGAAGCAACCGAACGUUUGCGCCAAGCUGAAGAGCGUCGUCGACAAGAGGCUAUCGCUGCUCAAGAAAAACCAAAAGAAACAUGUCGGCUUAUG
Messenger RNA from Mesorhabditis belari, 291 nucleotides. The record is from the annotation of a GenBank genome assembly. Lineage: Eukaryota; Metazoa; Nematoda; Chromadorea; Rhabditida; Rhabditidae.